Scaptodrosophila lebanonensis is the source of this 3590-nucleotide messenger RNA. It is a transcript of the gene mino, whose product is annotated as glycerol-3-phosphate acyltransferase 1, mitochondrial. Gene Ontology annotation, molecular function: glycerol-3-phosphate O-acyltransferase activity. The transcript has 8 exons. Gene Ontology annotation, cellular component: mitochondrial membrane; plasma membrane. Bases 653 to 3253 code for a protein of 866 amino acids. Gene Ontology annotation, biological process: phospholipid biosynthetic process. The record is from RefSeq and is a predicted model, not a curated record. NCBI's taxonomy places the organism in Eukaryota, Metazoa, Arthropoda, Insecta, Diptera, Drosophilidae.
CGAGUCGCGCGGUUGUGUUCAUCGCUGAUAAUUCAAAUGGGCGGAGAGAAGAGCGCUAUUAAAGAAAGGACGAGCAUACAUACAUAUAUUUAAACACAACCACACACAAGUUGAGAGUAAAAACCUACAAAACGUCAAACGUGCUAACAUAAUAAAAACAAAUCUAGUAAUUUUUCGUGUUUAGUGCCCGUCCUGUUUUUAUUUACUUUGUGUGCGGCAUCAGCGGCAUCAUUAGCGCGUAUCAAUUCAACUGCGAAUAAAGCAAAUCGCGCAGAAUCAUACGAUAUUCUGUAUUCAGCGGGUCGCGACACGGCGACGUCGUACAUAUACGAAUAUAUAAAGCAAAGCAUAUACAAAAACACAGUCGGCGUAAUAACUACAGCAACAACAAUCGGACGUAAACACACAGAGACGCUCGCAUUGGACCGCUCUCCAUGCGCAGUGUUUUUCCCGCAACGAUUGCGGUACAAGAACAACAAUAAAAACCACGACGCAGAACAGUAUCUUGGUCGGCGGCAACUUCGUUGGAAAGGUGAAGGGCAAACGCGAAACUUGCACGCAUUUCCGUUCAUCACUUACAUAAGUGGGCCGGGGAAGGGACAGAGGGAGCCGACUCCGACGGGAGACGGGAAAAGUGCAUGCAGCCACAACAAUGAUAUCAACGGUUUUGAACUUUGCUCAGGCCGCGGCUGAGAUUUCCUUGCUUGGAGGCAUCGAAAUUGCAUCAGUCGCACUUAUUGUCUAUUACAUUUUCGCGAAAACGAGAGCACCCGCUAUCAUUGCCAGUUUAUUUCCUAAUUUAAAUUUGAGCUAUCGUUCGUCGCUUGUAAAGUUCAACAGCAUUAGCAACGAUUUGCUGGUCACGCUACGCUCAUCAAACGAUGCAAAACCACAAACCUCUCUGGCACAUGGCGUCGGUACACAAAAUAUGCUACAACUCACACCACAUUCCGGUUGUAAGCCCUACAAGAGUAUUUUUGACUGGGGUGUUUUGUUUCCAUAUUUCGCUCAGGUUGUGCGCAGCGAGAAAUUUGACUAUCGUCAGGUCACCGAAAUUGUGCACAACGACUCAGUUCUAAAAUAUGCAAUCAAACAAGCUGCCGAACAGGCACUCCGCGAGCAACGUUAUGCCAAAAACGGUCAUCGUUUGCUAUCGCGUAGCAUCAGCGGCGAUCAGGAUAAUUUUAAUAAUACCGAAGAUGCACAGGAGGGCAUAUCAUAUCAGAAUAUAUUGCGCGGUCAGGAAAUGCGUGCUAUCAGCAUACUGAAGGAGAUGGGUUCGACUUUAAACAACAUUCUGUUGGCUGUCACUUCGUGGUUGUUGUACAAACUGUUGCCUUGCUUCUUGUCCGGUGUCGUUACGCACACUAAGCAAAUUGAAAUGCUCAAAUCCGUCUCGGAAAGUUCGCCGGGUACGCCGCUAAUAUUUGUGCCCUUACAUCGUAGCCAUUUGGACUAUAUUAUGGUUACCUUCAUAUUGACGAAUAAUGAUAUACGAAGUCCAUUGGUAGCUGCCGGCAAUAACUUGCAGAUACCUAUUUUUGGUUCGUUGCUGCGUGGUCUGGGUGCGUUCUUUAUCAAGCGCAAGAUUGAUCCCGUCGAGGGCAAAAAGGAUGUACUAUAUCGCGCCGCCUUGCAUUUAUAUUUGACGCACGCUUUGAAACAGGGACACAAUGUGGAGUUCUUUAUCGAGGGCGGACGCACACGAACCGGUAAACCGUGUAUGCCUAAAGGUGGAAUUUUGUCAGUCAUUGUAAACGCAUUUAUGGAUGGCAGCAUUCCGGAUGCGUUGCUGGUGCCUGUGUCAGUAAAUUAUGAGCGCCUGGUCGAUGGUAAUUUUGUGCGCGAGCAAAAGGGCGAAAAGAAAAUACCCGAAUCCUUUACAAAAGCUAUAUCGGGAAUAUGGAAAGCUUUGAAUUCAAAUUAUGGGCUGAUGCGCAUCGACUUCAACGAACCAUACUCUAUCCGCGAAUUGGUAAACUCUUACAACAAAAUUGCCAAAGACGGUAGCGCAAAGAUCUACAAACCAGCCUCCAGAACUUUGCAGCAUAAUCAAUCAACGUCAUCGCUCUAUGGCACUGAUGUUGUAUGCGAAGAACAUCGGAAUCUCAUCGAGAGUAUCUCGCGUCAGGUAGUAUUCGAUUGUGCUGCUGCCACGUCCGUCAUGUCGACAAAUGCUUUGGCGUUUUUGCUUCUCACGCGUUAUAGAAAUGGUGCCGAAGAGCGACAAAUUGCUGCUGGUCUCGAUGACCUGCGCAAUUCGCUUGCCGGCUGUAAGGAUAUGGGCUUUUCUGGUGAAUCGUUGCACAUUAUCGCCUAUGCAUGCGAUUUGUUGGGCUCAGGGUUGAUAUCACGCACCCGGGACGAAAAUGGACGGAUCUUUAUACGCGCAGUACCCACAGUGGAAAGUUUCAUUGAGCUAGCUUAUUACUCCAAUAUGCUGACGCCACACUUUGCGUUGAGAUCGAUCCUGCUAACAACGUUUCAUGCGUUGUUGUCCGACCGUGGAGAAAACAGGCAAUGUGAUAAGGCAACACCGGGUGUAUCGACCAAAAAACUGAUCGACACAGCUAUUGAGAACUGUCAGGUCUAUCGCUAUGAAUUCAUAUUAAACAAACCGACCCAAGAAUUGGAGGAUUUGUUACACAAGCAUUUGGAUGAUCUCGUCAUAAGCGGUUACAUGAACACGGCGUCAAAUGAGGAUAAUGGGGUAGAUAGUAUGGAGUGUCGUCGCUUAGCACGGUCCGUAGCCUACUAUCUUGAUUGUGACGAUGAUGAUUAUGUGAAUAUAAGGGACGAUGAGAGAGCAGACUGUUUCCUAGCCAGUGAUACUUUGGACCAGCAACGUUAUAUUUGCGAAAUACUCGCACCAUUUGCUUGUACAUAUAGUGCUGUAGCACAAGCGCUAAAAAUAUUAGAUCGCAAUUCCAUGCUGGAGUCGGAGUUUAUUAGUUUUGUCAUUAACGAUCUGUCCAACAAGGUCAAGCGCGGCAGUUGUGCUUAUGCUGAAAGCAUUUCCACCGACUCUGUGCGCAACUGCUUGAAAUUACUCGAAAAGUGGUCUGUGAUUGAGGUAUGCAACCAACGCGGGAUGCGUUUGAUCUCGUUGAAUACGCUAUACGAAAUGUCUCGGGAGUCGCUGAACACAAUUAUAAAGAAAAUAGAAGCUGUUGUGCCAAAGUUCAACACGGGUUACUUCCAGUCUAAAGGAACAACGAAACUACAGGGCAGUGCGGUGAUCGCGUCACCUUAAUAGUCUCCUCUUUUAUUACUACAUAUAUACUAUAUAUAUAUAUUGUUUUAUUUUGUGCACUUUUUUCGUUAUAUAUAACACUGAAGCGUUAUAUAAUGUAUAUCAAACAAAUAAGUUUAAAGUGCAUACUUUUACGCCUAAGUUACACAUUAUGGUCUAGUUUUAGUGUAUGCCAAAGUGCUUCUAAUCCAGAGGUAAAAAAGAAAUAAUUUUUUAUAUUUUUCUAUGUGUGUAGCUAUGAAAGCCGUAAAAAUGAACACGCCAACAAGAAAACAUAAUGUUUAAACCAAACCAACGAAAUACUGAACUGAUUUGAGAUUAAAGUUAAAAAAUGUAA